AUGGCUGUUUGUGUCGCUGUUAUCGGAAAAGAUAAUUCCCCGCUUUAUAUCGGAGGUAUUGGUAAUGAUACCAGUACUGAUAAUGAAUUAUCUCGUCAAUGGCUGGUUCAUACUGCGCUAGAUGCUUUAGAAGAACGACUGGCUACAACUAACUCUAACAAUGCAAAUACCGCCGCAAAUACUACACGAACUGAUUUACGAGAUCUGUACUUGGGACUUCUUUAUUCUACGGACACUCAUAAGAUAUAUGGUUAUGUUACUAAUACUAGAAUAAAGCUAGUCCUCGUAACAAGUUCUACUUCACCAAGCGGAAGUAACAUACGCGAUGCUGAAGUGAGGACUGCUUUGCGCAGACUUCAUGCUCUAUAUGCAGAUGCUAUUUGCAAUCCAUUCCAUUUGCCUGGAGACCAAAUCGUUUCCUCCAAAUUCGAUAAACAAGUAAAGAACCUUAUGAUAAACAAUGUU
Molecule: messenger RNA, 465 nt
Organism: Brenthis ino (lesser marbled fritillary)
Lineage: Eukaryota; Metazoa; Arthropoda; Insecta; Lepidoptera; Nymphalidae
Source: the annotation of a GenBank genome assembly